Messenger RNA from Drosophila biarmipes, 485 nucleotides. RefSeq lists its product as uncharacterized. The transcript is spliced from 3 exons. The coding region runs from base 91 to 414 and encodes 107 amino acids. NCBI's taxonomy places the organism in Eukaryota, Metazoa, Arthropoda, Insecta, Diptera, Drosophilidae. The record is from RefSeq and is a predicted model, not a curated record.
GCACUUCACAGACAGACAGCUCGGAAAAUCGAAUCUUUUAGGCAAAUUUCCUGAAAAUACACCAGCCAGCGUCGGAAAAACACAGACAGGAUGCCGCAAUCCGGAGUUUUAACUAUCCUGGCACUAAUUAUAAUGAUUCACGGCCUUUUGGCAGCCAACAUCAAUUAUGAAAUCCUAUCUGAUUAUGGACAUCCCAACAAGUGUGUAAUGGACAGUCCCAAAGGCGAGAGUGGCAACUCACUGCACCAUCCCACAAAGUGCGCGCAAAUUGAGUGUGGCAGGGAUGGUUGGGCCCUGGUCCAUAGUUGCGAAGAGAAAUAUGCUCCCAUAGGAUGUGUAUCUGAGGGAUAUGUAGAUAUUGAGGCUGACUUUCCCGAAUGCUGCGAGAUGAAUUUCAAAUGCAAAGAUGCUUAAAAUUUUGGGUUUACGUUUUACAAAGUGUGAGAGUGCAUAAAAUUAUACAUGAAUUUAAAGAAAUAAAUAAA